This is a messenger RNA of Lethenteron reissneri (Far Eastern brook lamprey), 3006 nucleotides long. RefSeq names its product sodium-coupled monocarboxylate transporter 1-like. Gene Ontology annotation, biological process: propanoate transmembrane transport; sodium ion transport. The record is from RefSeq and is a predicted model, not a curated record. Gene Ontology annotation, cellular component: membrane; extracellular exosome. Gene Ontology annotation, molecular function: organic acid:sodium symporter activity. NCBI's taxonomy places the organism in Eukaryota, Metazoa, Chordata, Hyperoartia, Petromyzontiformes, Petromyzontidae.
GCUAAUCUUGCAAUGGACGCUGUGUCUGGAAGGAUUGUGGGCACGUUUGGAGUGUGGGACUAUGUGUUGUUUGCCCUCAUGCUGUUGGUAUCUGCAGUCAUUGGGAUUUACUUUGCCACUAAGGAGCGCUCCAAUGCUGACUUUCUCAUGGGCGGCCGCCAGCUCUCCCCUGUGCCCGUGUCUGUGUCCCUCACAGCGAGCUUCAUGUCUGCCAUUGCCGUGCUCGGCACCCCAGUUGAAAUCUAUCGCUACGGCGUCAGCUUCGGCUACAUGGGGCUCACCUACGUGCUCAUGGUGGUCGUGAGUGCCGAGGUUUUCCUGCCUGUCUUCUACGAGCUGGGCAUCACCAGCACAUACGAGUACUUGGAGCUGCGUUUCAAUAAAAUCAUACGUUUGUUUGGAACGGUUUUUUACAUCGUGCAAACUGUUCUUUAUACUGGAAUUGUGAUUUAUGCUCCUGCUCUGGCUCUUAAUCAGGUGACUGGAUUUAACCUAUGGGGGUCGAUUAUGGCGACAGGGAUCGUAUGCACUUUCUACACUACACUGGGUGGGCUUAAGGCUGUGGUUUGGACAGACGUGUUCCAAAUCGGGGUUAUGGUGGCGGGAUAUCUGGCGGUGAUCAUCCAGGGAACGAUCCUGCAGGGCGGCUUCUCUGUCACCUGGGAGAGGUCUCAGCAGGGAGGUCGUCUCGACCCUCUGAGCUUCCAUCCUGACCCAAGGUUUCGACACACGUUUUGGUCUGUCUUGGUGGGCGGCACAUUUGUGUGGACGACCAUCUAUGGAGUCAACCAAUCUCAAGUUCAACGAUACUUGGCUUGCAAGACGCAGCGACAGGCCAAGCUAGCUCUGUACCUGAAUCUGCUGGGUUUGUGGAUAAUCCUGGCUUGCUCCGUCCUCUGCGGACUGGUUAUGUACGCGCAAUACGCCGACUGUGACCCGCUCACUGCUGGGCUCGUCUCUGCCAGUGACCAGCUGAUGCCUUUCUUGGUGAUGGACAUCUUGAGUGACUUCCCAGGAGUCCCGGGCCUCUUUGUCUCCAGCGCUUUCAGUGGUACACUGAGUACAGUGUCCUCCAGCAUAAACGCACUGGCAGCUGUUACUUUGGAAGAUCUCAUCAAGCCUCGCUUCCUGAAUCUGCCCGAGAAGCGACUGUCCUUGGUCUCUAAGGGCCUCAGUGUCGGCUAUGGUGUGAUUUGCAUAGCCAUGGCAGUAGCUGCUUCAGGAAUGGGAAGCAUCCUGCAGGCGGCAUUGAUGGUGUUUGGGAUUCUGGGAGGCCCCAUGCUCGGCGUCUUCGUCUUGGGAAUUCUCUUCCCCUGCAGCAAUGACUACGGUGCUACUGCUGGUCUGGCGGCGGGGUUUCUCUUGGCCUUGUGGGUUGGAGUUGGAGCACAAUUCUAUCCUCCACCAGCUGACAAAACUCUGCCCUUACCUCUCAACACCAGUGGAUGCCUGUGGCUUAACCAGACUGACAGUUUCCUCAAUGAAACGAUCGUAACCUUGCUGGCUCCGACAUCUAAUGGGCUGCCUCCGGAUCAGCCUGCUAUAGCCAGCACCUGGUAUUCUCUGUCCUACCUCUACUACAGUGCGGUGGGGACCUUGGGAGUGGUCAUUGUGGGAAUGUUCGUCAGUGUCCUGACAGGUGGUAGGAAAGGGAAAGAAGUUAGCCCUUCCCUUCUCGUGAGGUCCUGUCUCCCGUGCAGUUGGAGGAAAUCACAUUCAGAUACUGCAGUUGUGGAGAAAGUUGCAUCGGCUGCAGUCCCAAGCAAACCACUCGGAAAAUGUCACACAGCAAGCAUGGGUACAACCAACCCCAGUUUUGAUAUUGAAGCAAUCAAUCAGAUUCCAAACUCUCCACCAUGGCCAAGACCAAAGAGCUCUCCAAGGAUGUCAGGGACAAGAUUGUAGACCUAAAAAAGGCUGGAAUGGGCUACAAGACCAUCGCCAAGCAGCUUGGUGAGAAGAUGACAACAGUUGGUGCAAUUAUUCGCAAAUGGAAGAAACACAAAAGAACUGUCAAUCUCCAUCGGCCUGGGGCUCCAUGCAAGAUCUCACCUCGUGGAGUUGCAAUGAUCAUGAGAACGGUGAGGAAUCAGCCCAGAACUACACGGGAGGAUCUUGUCAAUGAUCUAAAGGCAGCUGGGACCAUAGUCACUAAGAAAACAGUUGGUAACACACUACGCCGUGAAGGACUGAAAUCCUGCAGCGCCCGCAAGGUCUCCCUGCUCAAGGAAGCACGUAUACAUGCCCGUCUGAAGUUUGCCAAUGAGCAUCUGAAUGAUUCAGAGGACAACUGGGUGAAAGUGUUGUGGUCAGAUGAGACCAAAAUGGAGCUCUUUGGCAUCAACUCAACUCGCCGUGUUUGGAGGAGGAGGAAUGCUGCCUAUGACCCCAAGAACACCAUCCCCACCGUCAAACAUGGAGGUGGAAAUAUUAUGCUUUGGGGGUGUUUUUCUGCUAAGGGGACAGGACAACUUCACCGCAUCAAAGGGACGAUGGGCGGGGCCAUGUACCGUCAAAUCUUGGGUGAGAACCUCCUUCCCUCAGCCAGGGCAUUGAAAAUGGGUCGUGGAUGGGUAUUCCAGCAUGACAAUGACCCAAAACACACGGCCAAGGCAACAAAGGAGUGGCUCAAGAAGAAGCACAUUAAGGUCCUGGAGUGGCCUAGCCAGUCUCCAGACCUUAAUCCCAUAGAAAAUCUGUGGAGGGAGCUGAAGGUUCGAUUUGCCAAACGUCAGCCUCGAAACCUUAAUGACUUGGAGAAGACCUGCAAAGAGGAGUGGGACAAAAUCCCUCCUGAGAUGUGUGCAAACCUGGUGGCCAACUAUAAGAAACGUCUGACCUCUGUGAUUGCCUACAAGGGUUUUGCCACCAAGUACUAAGUCAUGUUUUGCAGAGGGGUUAAAUACUUAUUUCCCUCAUUAAAAUGCAAAUCAAUAUAUAACAUCUUCGAUUUAAAGCUUUCGUGACUGCAGGGAUUCAUCUUCUUGGUUCUUUCGGUAAAGUCAC